Molecule: messenger RNA, 463 nt
Organism: Staurois parvus
Lineage: Eukaryota; Metazoa; Chordata; Amphibia; Anura; Ranidae
Source: the annotation of a GenBank genome assembly
AUGUACACCAUCACCAGAGGACCCAGCAAGCUGACCACCCAGAGGAGAACAGGUCCCAAGCAGCAGGUUGACACCAAGUUGCAGGAGCUGAAAAUCAAGCAGCAGCCGCUGAUCAACACUUCUUCUUCGUCGUCGUCUUCUUCCUCCAACGGCUGGGACCCCCUUCCAAGCAGUUGUACUCCCAAACUGGUCUUUAAUCGGGUGAACGGCAAGCACACCCCGUCUGUCAGCCCCCCUGCAGAGGAGGAGGUGUACACACCGGCACACGAGGAGAACGUGCGUUUUGUAUGCCAGGCCUGGCAGGAGGUGCAGCAUCAGUUGGAGAAACCAGAAACUAAACGGAUGUGGACCCCAACAAUAUCAAGAUCAGACUACAGAUUCCUCUAUUAAGAAUUUUGUCCCUAUUGAUCUGGAGGAGUGGUGGGCAGAACGGUUCCUGGCAAACAUUGAGAACUGUGCCUGA